This is a messenger RNA of Gloeophyllum trabeum ATCC 11539, 1394 nucleotides long. RefSeq lists its product as uncharacterized. The record is from RefSeq and is a predicted model, not a curated record. The transcript has 6 exons. NCBI's taxonomy places the organism in Eukaryota, Fungi, Basidiomycota, Agaricomycetes, Gloeophyllales, Gloeophyllaceae. Bases 1 to 1275 code for a protein of 424 amino acids.
AUGAGCACCUCGAAUACACCGUCUACCAUAAUCUCGGAGGCACUCGCCACCUUCUCGAGGAGCGCGAAUCUCGCUCUCAGUACCGCAGCAAGCGAAGAAGCCACACGCGCGAACGCGCGCAUACAGGAGCUGAGGAAAGAGAGAGAUGAGGCUAUUCAGAAAGCAUACGAUGCAGAGCUGGAAAUCGAGAGGUGGAAGGCUUCACUAGCCAAGGCAGAGUUGACCAUAUCCCAUCAAACGGAGACCAUUGCCGAGCUGAACCGGGAAGUUCAACAAUGGCGAGAUCAAACGCAGCUUUGGCAGAACCAGUGUCACAAUUUGUCAGAGACUUCUCGUGGCGAGGUUCAAGACUGGAAGGAACAAUUCCUGCACGCUGAGAGGGAGCGGGUGAAGUUAAUGGAUAGGCUGGACGACAUCAUCAGGUCGCAAGAACUGGCGACGCAGCGUCCACCGCGAACUCCCCAUCCGCGUACACCCAAUCCCAAGACCCUGUACCCGACACCUCAUAUAGAUGGUGGUCUCCCUUCCACGAGCAGACGCGUAUCCAUGCCCCAGUCAGCGCCGACAUCGUCCUCCGAGAGUACUCUGGCCCGCGGAUCGCCGCACGAGAGCAUUGCCACUAGGCCUAGAACAGCGAAAGCCAACACGCCAGGGCGCAGAAGGACCGAAAUUGCUUCUGUCUCUAUACCGACGACGAAUGGUUCUGCAAAGCAGAAGGCGUCCACCCAAGCACCAUCCACCAUCCGUCCCCCGCGAGCCCGACAGGAAACCCAACCUCUUCCCCUCUCUGCCGCACAUCAGCAUUCUCAGCCACCGCCCGCACAAAGGACACAUGUUAUCCGUCGGGUACAAGCGGUGGUCGAGAUACCUAUCAAAGAGGAGGACGAUGACGAAGAAAGCAGACCGUCCACCUCUGGAUCCGCCCCUGCUGCCGAACCAUCCGCUUCUACAUCAGGCCGGCGCCCUGGACGAUCUACGGCUGGUCUGCCGGCCAGACGGGCCAGCCAGCACCACGGAAUGUACCAAGAGAGUGGCGAGGAGAGUGACUACGACGAUCUGGGAGGGGAUGAUGAUGGAGAUGCAGACUACAGGGAAGACGAUGAUGACGAAUUGAUGCUGGGCGGAGACGAUAAUGAUCAGGAAGUCUAUGGCGCGGCGCGCCCAGCUGAAGACGACCUGGAACCUCGCCCUAUGCAGGGCAGAAAGAGGAGGAUGAGUACCGCGAUGCGGAACUCUGAUGCAAGCAGAAGCGGGGCGAGGAGGCGGCGUCGCUAGUGGGUGCGUCGCUCAAGAUUAGCGCGAAGGUAUCUUUAUUCGGAGCCUGUAUCUGUACUUGGUUGUAAAAUGUAACAUUAUCCCAAACGUUCAUGAAGACACUUUCGUAUACAAUGUCA